Molecule: messenger RNA, 4005 nt
Organism: Tachysurus vachellii
Lineage: Eukaryota; Metazoa; Chordata; Actinopteri; Siluriformes; Bagridae
Gene: cers2a
Product: ceramide synthase 2a
Exons: 11
Coding region: 393-1553 (386 amino acids)
Biological process (GO): ceramide biosynthetic process
Cellular component (GO): membrane
Molecular function (GO): sphingosine N-acyltransferase activity; DNA binding
Source: RefSeq, a predicted model, not a curated record
GGUAUCCCCGCCCACCAGUUUCUAGUUGAACUAGAUGUGUGUCUGCUGACUGUCUUCAGGCUCAGAAGAUUCAGGUAGAAACAGCAAAUCCUACACCUUCAGUGUCCAUUCGCCGGAACCCACACGGGUGUUUGGUCACAGCUCGGUCUUAUAGCUGACUGAUUAGAAGCCGAAUGACACAGAAACAGGAUAUAAACACACUUAAAGUUUCCUUCACAACUUCCUCAGAAAUGUCUCAGGAUCACGGAAUACGUUCCUCGAGUGGCCUUCAAGCUUGAAGAUCUUCUGGAUUUGUUCUUUUUUUUAAUCUGUUUUUAAGGAAAAAGCUUCUUGGUCUCGAGUUCACACCCUUUUGUUUGUGUACUGUUCGUACCUGCGUUUGGCGGAACAGUAUGUUGUCCCAGCUAAGUGACUGGUUCUGGAACGAGCACCUGUGGUUUCCAGUGGGUUUAGGAUGGGCUGAUCUGCAGGAUCGUGAUGGUAAAACUUAUGCCAAAGGCUCUGACCUCUGGGUUACCCUUCCAAUAGCCCUGGUCUUCCUCAUCAUACGGCAGAUAUUCGAGAGGACCGUAGCACUGCGGCUGGCCUCUGCGAUGGGAGUGGAGGAAAAGGUGAGAGUGCGGGCAACGCCCAAUCCAACACUGGAAGCCUACUUCUACGCCACGAGUAAACAUCCAGCACAGAGUGUGGUGGAGAGUUUAAGUAAACAGACAGGCUAUUCUCAGCAGCAGGUGCAGCGCUGGUUCCGGAGACGACGCAACCAGGAGCGACCCAACCAACUCAAAAAGUUCAGGGAAGCAAGCUGGAGAUUUACGUUUUACCUCCUUGCCUUCUUUUCUGGCCUGGCUGCUCUCAUCGAUAAACCCUGGUUCUGGAAAAUGGAAGAUAUGUGGAAAGGCUUCCCAACACUGACUCUUCUUCCAUCUCAGUACUGGUACUACAUGAUCGAGCUGGGUUUUUACCUUUCACUCCUCUUCAGCGUGGCAUCAGACGUGAAGCGAAAAGACUUUAAGGAACAGAUCGUUCAUCAUGUUGCCACCAUUCUUUUGAUCAGUUUCUCCUGGUGUGUGAACUACAUUCGAGCAGGAACUUUGAUCAUGCUGGUGCACGACGCUUCAGAUUAUCUGCUUGAGUCGGCCAAAAUGUUUAACUACGCCGGCUGGAGAAAGACCUGCAACUACAUCUUCAUCGUCUUUGCCAUCGUCUUCUUCAUCACAAGACUCGUUAUUUUCCCAUUCUGGAUCAUAUACUGCACCUAUGUUUAUCCAUUGACCAUGUAUCCUCCCUUCUUUGGUUAUUAUUUUUUAAACGGUCUUCUGAUGGUGCUUCAGUGCUUGCACAUCUUCUGGUUUGCGCUCAUUCUGCGCAUGGCGAUCAAGUUCCUCCCUGGCAACCAUAUUGUGGAAGAUGAGCGGAGUGACAGAGAAGAGACUGACGACUCGGAGGACGAGGACAAGGCACCGGAGUGCAAUAAACGACCCAAGACGCAAAACGGACCACUGCAGAACGGCCAUUCUGCCUCAAACAACAACCACCACCGCAAGACGGAGUGAUGGGUACAGAUAGGAGGAGAGCGGGGAUAGGACACCCUCUAUAACUAACACACACGCGCACACACACACACACACACACACACACACACACACACACACACACACACACACAGAGCACUAAUAGGUUGAGGCAGGAAUAGAGGCUGCUGGUUUGGAAAAUUGGCUUACACAUAUACAGUCACACAAAUACAUUUGACCAAGUAAAUAAGUAACCUUAUCCCAAAAAUAUGUUUCAGACAAAAUAAUAACAGUCAACGUUAGUAAAUGCACUAGAUGCUGCAGAAGAAAUAAAAUCCUAAUGCAGUGAAUCUUCCUCGUCCUGCUUUGUGUACGACUUGCCUGUUGCCUGGUUAAUGUGAAGUUCUCACUCCUUGCCUGCCAUUGAUUUCUCGUCGUGACGUACAGUAAAGACGUCGCUCCUGCGUUUCCGGCCCCAGGACAUUUACUAACGUCACAGAGCUUUGUCUUUGUCUUCGUCUUUACAAGCAGCCUUAAGGAUUUACCUGAAGUCAGACUUGCUCAUAUGUGCUGAAUUAUUUUUCACCAAGCAGCCUUUAGCUAUGUCUCUAAACACAUUCCAUUCAUUCCUGUUCUCUCUCUCUCUCUCUCUCUCUCUCUCUCUCUCUCACACACACACACACACACACAGUCAUCAGCCCUCCUGUGUCCUGUUCACAUCUCAGUUGCACUAUAGUUUAAUUUUGCCCCACACUACCACUGCCCUAGAGAUGAUCUCCUAGAACUUUGAGGACCACAAAAAAAAAAAACAACUGAUCACAAAACACUGAUAUUAAGCUGUGCAGAACACAGAGAAAUCUCUUUUAGCUCAGAUGAACGAGCUUCACCACCCAGAUGAAGCUGAAUAUUUCAUUUUUCUGCCUUUAGUGCCUUAUGUUUGUCCAGCAUCUCGGUCACUCAUGAAAAUCUGCUGAAUCCGGGUUUAGAUGUUUUUGGCUAGAUGUUUCAGUUAAAUCCAAAAAAAAUUGUAUAUGAAAGAAAGGAGAAAAAAAAAAACGGAAACAAUUUUGUCAUAGCAUUUCGAUCUUCUUUAUUUUUGACCUUUUUGUCUUGCUCUUUAUUAACAACGAUUACACAGAUUAAUAUGGUUUUAAUGUAUUUUUGUUUUAUUGUUGUUGUUAUUUUUGUUUGUUUGUUUUAUGUUUAUUUUCAUUUCAUCAUUUUACUUGAGCUCCAAAUUUAUUUGGAUCCAUUCCAAGAAGUUUCACUAUCGUUGAUUCAAAUACCGUAUUCUGCGUUUCACAAAAAUGGGUAAAGAAGGAUUUCUGCUCUGUAUGGAGUCAGCUUUUGGGGAGAAAACAUUUCUAUUUGGAGAAUUUCAGUUCUAUAGUCAUUUGUUUAGAAUCGUUCACAAACAGAGGAAAAAAAUAUAUAUUGUAGUAGUAUUAAGAUGAAGAGUCAGUAUUGAUCACUUGUUUGGCCUCCAGAUGCACUUUAUAAAACCUGAUCUAUAGAAAUCACAUGAGUUAGACUUAAAAUAACUUUAUAUUUGACUCAUUUUGUAACAAUAUGCAUCUGUAAAACUCGUAUGCUUCAAAUAGACACGAGGUUUAUGAGGUUAACAGUGAAACAUGUCCCUCUAUAAUGCCAUACUGUAGUGCUGUGCGUUGUAUCUGAGCUUGACGUGUUUCCCAAACCCACUGAACUCUAUAUUAUAUCCAGUGUUAGAAUUAAAGAUGAGAAAAUACUUACGACUAGGAAUAGAAUUAUACUAAAAGUUUACAUUUUUAGGUCUUGUUUAUUUUUUUUACUGCAGUUAUUGACUGUCACUGGUUGUUUACCCAUUCAGCUGUCAGCGUCUGUGGUCAUAAGUGCUUUAUAUCUUAAACACAUUGCUGUUUUUUGCACUUGCUCUCUUCUUCCUUUGCUCUCCGGUCUGUUCGUGCCAGUAGGCGUAGCUUCAUACUUAGCUCAAUACUUAAACAGCCAUGUUUUGAAUAACUACAUAGUAACCUGAAAAAUAAUAUACCAGGCGGGUGGCACGACUGCGCGGUAGCUUAGUGGUUAAGGUGUUGGGCUACUGACUGGGAAAUCCCACAAAACACCAAGCUGCUAGUGCUUGGGCCCCUGAGCAAGGCCCUUAACCCUGUAAAAUGUAAAUCCGCCAAACACCAUAAAUGUAAUAAUAGUCAUCCUGAAUCUAAAAAAGCAAAUAAAUACAGAAUCUGACAUGAUGAGACUUCAAUUUUUUUUCCUCCUCUCCUUUUCGUUUUUUUUUUAUUGUCACCUCACUUCUUCAUCUUAAGAAAUCAUCCCUAUUCCUUACAACCUUUGCUUAAUGCCAAAACCUAUUCAACCAAAUCAGAUUUCUCCAUCUGUUGACUACAUCCCUGAUGCACACAAAAACAUGAUCAGUGUCAUAACUGCCUAUGUUUUCUGUUGCGUUUUGUAUCAUUGCUCUGCAAUUUAAGAUAAAAGACUGUGGAUACCCAAA